GAGGAGGAUAUGGGCAGUGGAGCCAGUUCAGAGAGCAAGGACUCAGCCAGGAGAUCCAGAGAACUGGAAAAGAAACUCCAGGAAGAUGCAGAGAGGGAAGCCAGGACAGUCAAACUACUACUGUUGGGUGCUGGAGAGUCAGGAAAGAGCACUAUUGUAAAGCAAAUGAAAAUCAUCCAUAAAGAUGGCUUCACCUACGAGGAACGCAUGGAGUUCAGACACAUCAUUUACAGUAACACAGUGCAGUCUAUCCUGGCCAUUGUGAAAGCAAUGACUAAGUUAGGAAUCAGUUAUGAAAACCCUGAUAGAAUUGAAGACGAAAAGAAGCUGUGUGCCAUGGCAACAGCUCUGGAGGAUGGCAGCAUGUCUUCUGAGCUGGUGGAGCUCAUCAAGCAGCUGUGGCGCGACGGCGGCACCCAGGCCUGCUUCGUGAGGGCGGCGGAGUACCAGCUCAGCGACUCCGCGGCAUAUUACCUCAAUGAUUUGGACAGGUUGGCAAUGCCAGACUAUGUCCCUACUGAACAAGAUGUCCUGCACUCCCGAGUGCAGACAACUGGGAUUAUAGAGACUCAGUUUUCUUUCAAGGAUUUAAAUUUCAGGAUGUUUGAUGUGGGUGGACAACGAUCGGAAAGAAAAAAGUGGAUUCACUGCUUUGAAGGAGUUACUUGCAUCAUAUUCUGUGCUGCACUCAGUGCCUAUGACAUGGUUCUGGUGGAAGAUAAAGAAGUGAACAGAAUGCAUGAAAGCCUUCAUCUGUUCAACAGUAUCUGCAACCAUAAGUGCUUUGCAGCCACUUCCAUUGUGCUGUUCCUAAACAAAAAAGACCUCUUUCAAGAGAAAAUAACAAAAGUUCACCUGAAUAUCUGCUUUCCUGAGUAUAAUGGACAAAAUACAUUUGAAGAUGCUGCAAACUACAUCAAGAAACAAUUUCUAGACUUGAACAUAAGGAAACAAGAUAAAGAGAUAUAUUGUCACUUGACCUGUGCCACAGACACUCAGAAUGUCAAAUUUGUAUUUGAUGCAGUCACAGACAUAAUAAUCAAAGAAAAUCUGAAAGACUGUGGGCUUUUCUAACCAUUCAUUUUCUUGCUCAGAGUUUCAGUCCACUUUUUUCUCUUCAUCUGAUGUGCUGACUGAAUAAAAAAAAAUCCUCUAGGUAAGAA
Messenger RNA from Passer montanus (Eurasian tree sparrow), 1163 nucleotides. RefSeq names its product guanine nucleotide-binding protein G(t) subunit alpha-3-like. The coding region runs from base 10 to 1074 and encodes 354 amino acids. Gene Ontology annotation, molecular function: GTP binding; GTPase activity; G protein-coupled receptor binding. Gene Ontology annotation, cellular component: photoreceptor inner segment; photoreceptor outer segment; heterotrimeric G-protein complex. Lineage: Eukaryota; Metazoa; Chordata; Aves; Passeriformes; Passeridae. Gene Ontology annotation, biological process: sensory perception of sweet taste; detection of chemical stimulus involved in sensory perception of bitter taste; adenylate cyclase-modulating G protein-coupled receptor signaling pathway. The transcript is spliced from 9 exons. The record is from RefSeq and is a predicted model, not a curated record.